Molecule: messenger RNA, 1589 nt
Organism: Dermacentor silvarum
Lineage: Eukaryota; Metazoa; Arthropoda; Arachnida; Ixodida; Ixodidae
Exons: 5
Coding region: 503-1093 (196 amino acids)
Source: RefSeq, a predicted model, not a curated record
GUAAUACACACAUUUUUGAUACAUCUAUUUUUAUUGUGAUUGCACGUAUAUAACUUAUAUGUCAUCUCUGCAAUGGUCAUUUUCAUCAAUGUGCCUAUUGCUCACAAGACAGCGAUAUGCAUUAAUUCUCAUCUCAUGUAUGCUCAUCUUUCAGAUUGCAAGCGACUUCGAGGAACGGUGGAACAUGCCCCACUGUGUGGGCGCAAUCGAUGAAAAACAUGUUGCCAUCGAAUGCCCCUCAAAAUCAGAAAGUGAGGACUACAACUACAAAAACUGUUUCAGUAAAUAACUGCUUGCUAUCAGCGACGCCUGCUACAGAUUUCUGUACGUAGAAAUAGGACACCACGGGAGUGACUCAGAUGGUGGAGUGUUCAGCCGAAGUAGGCUACAAGAGGCCAUUCUUUCAAACAAGCAAGGAUUUCCCCCCGAUGCACCGCUUGGCAACGUUGGCAAUAUUCCCUUCUACUUGGUGGGAGAUGAAGCGUUUCCCUUAAAGACCUACAUGAUGCGGCCAUAUCCCCGGAAAAGUCUUCACCCAUUUUUGGCUGCUAGCACGGAGGAGGAGCAGUUACAUGGUGACCAAGGCGAUUCUGCAUUGACGAGCCACUUCGCUGAGCCCCACAGCAAAAGGAUAUUUAACUACCGUCUGAGCAGAGCCCGUCGGGUCAUAGAGAAUGCCUUCGGCAUAAUGGCACAAAAGUGGCGCAUCCUGCGCCGCCCGUUCAAAGCUAAGGACGACAACGUGAGAAGAAUUAUCUCUGCUUGUGUCGUUCUGCACAACUUCCUGCUCAAGGAGUCCCCCACUUCCCGGUCUGCAUACUGCCCUCCUGGAACAGCUGACCACCUAGACUGGCAAGGAAACAUCACUGAAGGCAGCUGGAGGGCCGAGGAUAGCAGCAACACUGCACUGCCAUCACUGCGUAGCACAGGCUGUCACUCAACCAGAGCGGCCUACAGAGUGCGAGACCUCCUUGCCAAGUACUUCGUCACUGAUGGCAAGAUCCCUUGGCAAGAGUACAUGAUCAAGGACAGAACACUGUGCAGUGGUGUUACCGGGAGUGGUGAUGCCCCUGCUCCUGAAAGCUCAUCCUGAGAACUUGCGUCAUAAGUGGCAUCCUCCAGCUGCGGUGUCUCUGCAGCCUCCGUGCUGCCCUCUGUGCUCGUACUUGGUCGAUCCACGUUUGGUGUUCUGUGUUAUGUGUCAUUGACAAAAACAAUCAUGCGAAACAAUUUUGAGCUUCCUCACUGCUUUGUUGAAUAGCGUUUGUAUCAAAUGACCACUGGUGAUUGCUUUCAAGCAGUGCAAAAUUACUUCGUGGAACUGGAGAAAAACAUAAUUUCAGAGGAAUUUUUCCAAUAUGUGCCAUGCAGUGACGAAAAUAUGUACUAAAGCCACAAUACACUGCACUGUGUUCAGUGCAAUUUGAGUGCAGUUUUUGGUUCUUUUGACGUACGACUUCAUUUACACUUUAAGGAUGGAAAACGAGCUGAACUCAUCAAGCGCAUACUUUGUAAAAAAGGACAAAUGACGAGACUAGCUCGUCGAGCGCUUCUUUGUUUUCCAUGCAGGCCUGAAGAUGAUUUAGCUC